AGCAAACAUAAUGUAAUAAGAUAAAAAUUGUUUCUCUCUGUGACCAAAAAGGCGAUUAGGUAUCGUUUUAACCUAGCCGCCGCCGUCAACUGGCCUCACGCCGGUGGGCGAGAAAUCCGCCAUGGCCAAGAAGAAAAAGCCUCCUCUUCCGUUCGCUGCGCCGUCUGACUCGAGUUCCGUCAAGGUUAUGGCCGGCGUUUCUUCCUCUUCAGUUCUGUCUUCCGCCGGAAAUGCCGUGGCCACUCUGUCUCCGACAAGUCCUGCGGUUUCUCCGGUAGGUUCUGUCUCCUCCAUCGUGAGUGAAGGAGUGCUUCCUUUGUCUCCAGAGGAGGGUUCGUUGUCUUCUCCGUCUUCAGGGCCUCCGUCGACGUCUUCUUUGCCUCUGCCAGCCCUGAUCUCGGGGUGUGUUUCUGUUGCCUCUGUUCUUGUCUUGUCGGAAGAUCCAAAUUCUGUGGUGGUCGAUUCAAGUAUUUCUCCUCAGGUUGAUGUCCCCAUUAUCACAGAAACUUCAUCAGAUGCUAUUCCCUCUCGGAUCUGCUCUACUCCGUCUGACUCACAGCAAAUUCAGGAUACUAGUGGUCCUUCUUAUGCUGAAAGAUUCAAAUCCUCCCUCAGAAACCUUAGAAAGAUUUCGACUCCCACCUUCGAAGAGGAUGGGAUUCCGGUUGUUCAGGCUCCCGAAUCUGUUCUUCUCCAGACUGCGAAGAUGUGGAAGGGCCAUAUCGUUGCUCAAUUUCACGGUCUUCUUCCUCCUCCAGGCAAAAUCUACACAGACCUCAACCCAGCUUGGGGAAAACAUGGCAACAUCACCAUCCGGGUGUUGUCGGACACUUCUUGCCUCAUUUGGGUUCCUUGUCUAUCCACUCGUGAAUGGGUACUUCAGAUAGGUUACUGGCAAGCUGGAAAUGUUGCCUUUUCAGUCUUUCCGUGGUCUCCAAAUGGUUUGGUCGAUCUGUCGGAGCUGUCUACUGCCCCUACCUGGGCAAUAUUGAAAAAUAUUCCUCCUCAGAUGUACUCACUUGAAGGUAUUAGUGUCAUUGCGAGUGCGAUUGGAGAGCCUCUGCACACGGAAAAAUCGAGGCUGGAUCCUUUCCACUUUGGUAAUACUAAAGUCAAAGUUGAGAUUGAUUUGGAUUCUUCCCCUCCUGCAAUUAUUAAAGUUCGUGACUCAAUGGGUAACUCUGUUCGGGUGGAAGUUUCCUAUCCUAGGCUUCCUCCUCGGUGCUGUAAUUGUGGUAGGUUUGGUCAUCUGUUAAAUAGAUGCCCCAAACCGCUUAUGAAGAAAUCUUUUGGUAAGGGAGGUCCCAAGCCUUUUGUUGCCAGAGGUACUGCAGUUGCUGUAUCCAAGCAUUCUCUUGCUCCUAUUAAAGAGCCUAAAAUCUCUAAAGCUAUGGUUGAUGCGGUCAAAGCGUUACCUAGUAUUCCGUCUCUGCAAGGUCCAUCUUCUACCAUUCAUAAGGUAAAAAGAAGGACUCGCUCCAGAAGUCGAUCAUCAGGGAGAGGUAGAAGUGCACCUCAUGUUGAAAACCAGGUGGUAUCUAAGGUCGAAGGUUCUUGUGUUGUGGAGCCAGAUAUCACAGUUGAUCAUAGGGUUAUCUCUGAUGGGACUAAGGAUGUGGUGAUUCCUUCUCUUCAGCCUAGAGUCGGUCAGUCUCGUUCUGAAGCUCCCAAGUCUGAGGAGUUUCCCGCUGCGGCUUCUAGUUUUGUGGUAAAAAGUUCUGAAACUAUUGCUAGGUCUGGGUUUACAUUGGUUGGCGCCGGUUCCCACACUAAGCAGAAACUCUUCAAUGGGGCAGCAAAUCAGAUUUCAAGGCAGCUGCAAAUUCCUUAUCAGAAUGCUGGUAAGGUAACAGGAACUCGUUUUUCCAAGAAUUCAAAGGUUAUGUCUUCCUCAAGUCCUACUCAGGGUCUGCCCUUGGGACUUAAUAGCCACUCUCGCCAACGUUUUGUAAAAAGCUGGGUUGGUAUUAAUAAGCCAUUGAUUGGCAGUAUUUUAGAGUCCCAUGUAUCUGUGGACAAUGCUGCUAGUGUUUUGAACUCUGCCUUCCCUGGUUGGAGGUGGGACAGUAAUUACGACUCUAUUGAUGGGGGUCGUAUUUUGGUGGUCUGGGAUCCAUCUAUUUCGGUUAUUUGCCUAAAGAAGUCUCCUCAGUUGAUGCUGUGUGGAGUUUUUUGCCCAGCCACGAAUGAAUCUUUUUCAGUUGCUUUUGUCUAUGCUUUCAACACGGUGAUCCAGAGAAGACUGCUUUGGGAGGAGCUGUCUUUCAUUUCUCAGCACUCUCCUGCUUCCUUCAGGCCGUGGUUGCUACUUGGUGACUUCAACCAAAUUGUUUCUGCAGAUGAGCAUUUUUCUAUAAUCCCUCAUAAUCUUCCUCUUGCCGGAAUGGCUGAGUUUCAGGAUUGCUUAGUCAGUAAUGACCUGUUUGAUUUGACUAGCAGAGGGGUAUUUUAUACUUGGUCAAAUGGUCAACCUGCUGAUCCUGUGCUGCGCAAAUUGGAUAGAGCUUUGAUCAAUGAGGAUUGGCUUAACUGUUUUCCUGAUUCUUUUGCCAUCUUUGAUCCUCCUGGAGAUUCAGAUCAUUCGCCAUGCUUAGUAAACACUGAUGCUUCUGUUGAGAGAAGUAAAAAGUCUUUCAAGUAUUUCUCAUUCUUAUCCUCUCACCCCAAGUUCAAGGAGAUUAUUGCUUUAGCUUGGGCUCAAGAGGUUUGUGUUGGCUCCAGGCUUUUUACUUUUGGGCAGAGGUUAAAGGAAGUAAAAGUGGCGUGCAAAAAAUUAAACAGGGAAGGUUUUGGUAACAUCCAGCAAAAGACUAAGGACUCUCUUCUCUCCCUUGAGUCAAUCCAAUCGGCUUUGCUGUCUAAUCCCUCUCAUUCUCUAUUCAGGGAGGAACAUGUUGCUAGACAGAAAUGGAAUUUUUUCGCCAAAGCUCAGGAAAUAUUUUAUCGUCAGAAAUCAAGAGUAAGAUGGAUGGCUGAUGGUGAUGCUAAUACAUCUUAUUUUUUUCGUGUUGCUGCCUCUAACUAUGCUAGGAAUUGCAUCAAGCUUCUGAGAGAAUCUGUUGGGAACUGAAAGUCUAGGUGUUUCUCCUAUGAGUGUUGAGGAGAUUCAAGGGCUGAUGAGUUUUAGGUGUCCAUCGUCACUAUACCCUCAGUUACUGGCUAUUCCUUCUAGUCAGGAAAUUAAAGACACUCUGUUUAA
Molecule: messenger RNA, 3199 nt
Organism: Arabidopsis arenosa
Lineage: Eukaryota; Viridiplantae; Streptophyta; Magnoliopsida; Brassicales; Brassicaceae
Source: the annotation of a GenBank genome assembly